AUGGAUUUAACAUUACUAUCUAGUGACAGUGACAGUGAUUUGGAAAUGCUAGCUCAGUUAUCUGACUCAAGUGAUGAAGAUGAAAUCCUACGCCGCCCUCCAAAGAGAAUCAGAAGAGUGAACUAUACGCAAAAUUACGGAGUAUCACCAUUGCAUCAACUUUUGUUGACCCUACGGUUUUAUGCACUAGGCACAAUGUUGAUAUCCGUAGCAGAUUUUGUUGGAGUUUCAAAAUCUACAGCAGGUAGAAUAGUGCGAGACACAUCAUCAGCAAUUGCCCAAUUAAAUGAUAAAUAUAUUUAUGUUCAUCUUAGGAGUGCAGACAAUUUCUAUAGAAUUGCUGGAUUUCCUCGCGUGCUUGGGGCAAUUGAUGGCACACAUAUCCGCAUACAGUCUCCAUGUCAUUUUAUAGGCGAAGAAUACAGAAAUCGGAAGGGUUACUUUUCUUUAAAUGUUCAAGGUGUUUGUGAUGCAGACUUAAAAUUUAUAAAUGUUGUGGUUCGUUGGCCUGGUUUUACGCAUGAUGCAACUAUAUUUAAUAACUCUAUUCUGAGAGCUGAAUGUGAUGCAGGGCAAUUCGGAAAUCGCUGGGUACUUGGAGAUAGUGCCUAUCCAAACAGGCCAUAUUUAUUAACACCUGUUCUGAAUCCAGUUUCUGAAGCUGAACAUAGGUACAAUGAAGCACACAUUAAAACUAGAAAUACCAUUGAACGAGCAUUUGGAGUAUGGAAACGUAGGUUCCCCGUUGUAGCUCUUACACUACGUUUGUCAAUACCAAAUAUGCAGGCAGUAAUAAUACGAGUAGCAACUACAGUCCUACAUAAUAUUUGCAGAAAUCACAAUCUCACAGAAAUCCCCUCUGAAGUAGAACUACCAUCUAUCGACAAUAGUACAAUGCUUCAUAAUGUAGUUGUUAAUGAUAUUCCUACAAACCAUAUAACUGAUUUGAUAAAUAAUUAUUUUAUGACAUUAUAG
Messenger RNA from Parnassius apollo (apollo), 975 nucleotides. The record is from the annotation of a GenBank genome assembly. Lineage: Eukaryota; Metazoa; Arthropoda; Insecta; Lepidoptera; Papilionidae.